UUGGGCAAGCUCGGCAAGCCAAUAGGUCGAUAGGUUAAACCUUAGUGCCCUGGGUUAAACUGUACCUAUUUCGAUUAUUUUAUGAAAAUACUUUUAUUUUCAUUAUAUUUGUGAGAACCGAUAAGUUUUGGUUGCCCUCUGUUCAUUUGUCCGGCUGAAGUCACACAGGUUAGGGAGGAAUAUGCUUGAAGUUGAGAGCACAGCUGUGUCGCCUUGGUGCAUGGGGUAUAUGCAACUUCUAAUGAGAAUUUGAAUUGUAUGGGGCUGAUGAGUGAUGGGAGCAGUUACAGGCAGUUGAAGUCCAGUAGUUGACUUGGACUAGCACAGGCUGUGUCAAAUUUUGAAGGUUAUGCUAAGCUAUAAAACAUUUAUCCUUUUGCUACCGAAAUAACCUGGAAUUGCCCUUUGAAACUGUUGAGAUCGCUGAUCCCAGGCUGCGCAUCUAGAGCUGCUUCUGUCCAUGCUAUCAUUAUAACAUUCAAGUUGAAUUUGUGUGAUAAAAUUUGUUUAUACCUUUCCUUACCUUACUUUACGGUAUCAGGAUUUUUUAGGCAUAGAGCCUGUGGGCUGUGGUACCCGUUUUCAUCAAGCUCCUGGUCUUGUCAAGGAUCAGUCGGAAUCGGCUAUGGUGGUGUGACUCGGUUCCCUGCGGCGGCGGUAUGGCUGUGCGGCGCGCGGCGCCGUCGCGCUGGCGGCGGCUGCGGGAGGCCGUCUCUGUGGACCGACUGCAACAAUGUCUGUUCAGCCCGGAGCUUUGCGCGCCAAUGGCGGCCCUGCUGCUGCUCGCCGAGUGCGUUAUCAACGUGGCUGUCAUCGAGCGCGUGAAAUACACGGAGAUCGACUGGCGCGCCUAUAUGCAGGAGGUGGAGGGCGUCUACAAUGGCACGCUCGACUACUCGCGCCUGGGCGGCGACACGGGCCCGCUCGUGUACCCGGCCGGCUUUGUGUACAUCUUUCUCGGAUUGUACCACAUCACCUCGGGCGGCGCCAACAUGCGGCUGGCCCAGUACAUCUUCAUGGCCAUCUACCUGGCCAACUGGGCUCUGGUCAGCCGGCUGUACGUCCGCAGCAAGAAGGUGCCGCCCUACGUGCUGGCAGUGAUGAGCCUGACCUCGUACCGCGUCCACUCCAUCUACGUACUGCGCCUGUUUAACGAUCCGGUGGCCAUGCUGCUGCUGUACGCGUCCAUCAACUGCUUCAUGGACGCACGCUGGUCGCUCGGCAGUCUGCUCUUCUCGCUCGGUGUGUCCGUCAAGAUGAGUGUGCUGCUGUUCGCGCCGGCGCUGCUACUGGCCUAUCUCUACACGCUCGGGUUCUGGGGCACUGUCAAACAGCUGACCAUCUGCGGCGGCGUACAGGUGGCGCUCGGUGCGCCGUUCCUCGCCGCCGCGCCGGUGGCCUACCUGCGCGGCGCGUUCGAUCUGGGCCGGGUGUUCCAGUACCAAUGGACGGUCAACUGGCGCUGUCUGGCCGAGGAGGUGUUCCUCGACCGGCGCCUGCACGUGCUGCUGCUAGCGCUGCACCUGAUCGUGCUGGCGUUGUUCGCGCAGGGCCGCUGGCGGCGCUUCCUGUCGGCGUUCGGCCGUCUGCAGGCCACCGGCGGGCCGGAGAUCAGCUGCCAGCUGCUGCUGCUGCCGCUCUUCACCGCCAAUCUGAUCGGCAUGGCGUUUGCGCGCUCGCUGCACUACCAGUUCUACGUGUGGUACUACCACAGCCUGCCGUACCUGCUUUGGAGCGCGCCGUUCGCGCCCGUCACGCGGCUCUGCCUGCUGGGCGUCAUCGAGCUGUGCUGGAACACCUACCCGUCGACGCCGCUGAGCUCGGCGGCGCUACACUGCUGCCACCUGGUGCUGAUUGCUGGACUCUGGCGCACCGGCGGACUGCUGUCACAGGUGGCGCCACCGGCGCGCGCUCAGAAACUGAAAAAGUGAAUGAAUGGUCCCCACUCGAGGAGAAGGGGCUGCUGCAGGGAGUGGAAGGGGACAGUGUGUGUGCAGUGAAUUCCCGUGCGCCGCUCUGUGACCGUUAUUUGCAUUUUGGUGUCGUGUGUGGUGUUAUGCCAUGUUUGGGUAGGAUCAGCCGAGUUGUGUGGCGGGGGAGCAAUCAUAGACUAGGGAUCGGUUUUAUAAAAACAAGUGUUUGAAGUAGGCUUCAAGCUCGGGUCACAUGUUGUUUGUGGCCUCGGUAUCGUCUGAUGUCAAGGGCAGGAGUAUGUGGAGCACGUGCCUUGACGACGUUUUUGUAUUUUGGUCCUGUGUGCACCCUGACUUGCCGACCCCUCCCUUGAACUGACCGAGCUCUGGGGGCUCGAUGCGAUGACCAUGAUUCGUGUGGUUUUCCCCAAUCGUCCAAUACAUACCCUUCUGUGAUGCA
This is a messenger RNA of Amphibalanus amphitrite, 2373 nucleotides long. RefSeq names its product lethal(2)neighbour of Tid protein-like. Lineage: Eukaryota; Metazoa; Arthropoda; Thecostraca; Balanomorpha; Balanidae. The transcript is spliced from 2 exons. Bases 660 to 1931 code for a protein of 423 amino acids. The record is from RefSeq and is a predicted model, not a curated record. Gene Ontology annotation, molecular function: dol-P-Man:Man(5)GlcNAc(2)-PP-Dol alpha-1,3-mannosyltransferase activity. Gene Ontology annotation, cellular component: endoplasmic reticulum.